Fusarium fujikuroi IMI 58289 is the source of this 2289-nucleotide messenger RNA. RefSeq names its product probable dipeptidylpeptidase III. NCBI's taxonomy places the organism in Eukaryota, Fungi, Ascomycota, Sordariomycetes, Hypocreales, Nectriaceae. The record is from RefSeq and is a predicted model, not a curated record. Gene Ontology annotation, biological process: proteolysis. The transcript is spliced from 8 exons. Gene Ontology annotation, cellular component: cytoplasm. Bases 1 to 2289 code for a protein of 762 amino acids. Gene Ontology annotation, molecular function: dipeptidyl-peptidase activity; metalloexopeptidase activity.
AUGCCUUCUCCCAACUUAAUCUCACCGUCUCUCAUGAUUCAGAGACUACCUUCACUAAGAACAACGGCCUUCAAGUCAACUAUCCUGACGCGACGACCCAUUCCUCGCUUUACGAAGUCUUUCAACCACCAGAGCCUCCACAAGUUUUCAACCUCUGCCACCGUCAUGAAUUCAAACGAGCUGGUCCACUACCUCGCCGACAAGCCCCCCUCGGUGGUUAGGCUCGAGAUUGAGAAGCACUUUGAUGCCCUGAAUGACAAGCAGAAGCGUUACGCUCACUUUAUCAGCAAAGCUGCUUUUGCUGGCACCAGAAUUGUCCUUCGACAGAUCUCCCCUGAGUCUGAGCCAAUAUUUGACUUGAUUUUGACUCUCCACAAGUCUGCCAACGGCGAUUGGACUGCCCUAGCAAAGAAGGCUGGCGUCGAAGAAGAUGAGCUUGCCCGGUUCCUCGAGUACGCUGCUAUGUUCCUUGGCAACAAUGGCAACUACAAGAGCUUCGGCGACUCCAAGUUCAUUCCCCGGUGCUCGGAGAAGACCGUGGCUGCUCUCGCUUCCACCUCACCCGAGGCCAACAAGUUUUACGAGGCGACAAACGGAGGCAUCUUUAGCUCUAGUAACCCCGCCAUGAUGCACCUUGGCUAUCCAGACGACGGGCACAUGACUACUUACUACCCCGAAUCUUCGCACAUUACGAAGGACGAAAUCAAGGCUGUUUCUGACUGGAUGGAGUCCAAGGGUCUUUUGCCCGAGAACAACCGACUUCGCAAGACCUCAGAGGGUAACUACGAGAUACUGAUCGCUUCAGCUGUCAAGGAAAUCCCCAGUGAAGGAGGUGAUAUUGGCAAGCAGACCGAGUUUACCGUGGAGGAUGGACCUCUCAAGAGCAAAACAAUCCAGCUGGUCUACGGCGACUAUGCUGAGGAGAUGAAGAACAUCACAGCUUUCAUCAACGGCGCUGCCGAGAAUGCGGAGAACGAUACUCAGAAGAAGAUGCACGAGGCUUACAGCAAGUCCUUUGAGUCCGGCUCACUGGAGGCCUUCAAGGAUAGUCAAAGAUACUGGAUCAAGGACAAGGGUCCUAUGGUUGAGUCUAACAUUGGCUUCAUCGAGACCUAUCGAGACCCUGCUGGUAUUCGUGGAGAGUGGGAAGGCUUUGCCUCUAUGGUCAACCUUGAGCGAACUCGCGCAUUUGGAGAGCUUGUGAAGAACGCCCCCAAGCUCAUUCCUCUACUGCCUUGGGGCUCGGAGUUUGAGAAGGAUAAGUUCCUGUCUCCCGACUUCACAUCCCUCGAGGUUCUUACCUUUGCUGGUUCUGGUAUUCCUGCUGGUAUCAACAUCCCCAACUACGAUGAUAUCCGUCAGACUGAGGGUUUUAAGAAUGUGUCACUGGGGAAUGUUCUCAGUGCCAAGGCCCCGGAUGAGAAGAUUCCUUUUAUUCGCGACGAAGAUCUUGAGGUCUACAAGAAGCAGCGAGAUGCUUCCUUUGAAGUUCAGGUUGGCCUCCACGAACUUACUGGCCAUGGUUGCGGUAAACUUCUCCAAGAAACAUCCCCAGGCACCUACAACUUUGACAAGGAGAAACCUCCCGUCAGCCCUGUGGAUAACAAGCCUAUCACAACCUGGUACAAGCCCGGGCAGACUUGGGGUUCCGUCUUUGGUAGCAUUGCUGCCUCGUACGAGGAGUGCCGUGCCGAGCUUGUUGCUAUGCAUCUGAGCUGCGAGUUUCCCGUUCUCAAGAUUUUCGGAUUUGGUGAUGGUUCCGAGGAUAUCAAUGGCGAAGCUGGUGAUGUGCUUUUCGCCUCCUACCUAUCCAUGGCUCGAGCUGGACUUGCUUCCCUUGAGAUGUGGGAUCCCAAGAGCCAGAAAUGGGGCCAGGCUCAUAGCCAAGCUCGCUUCUCCAUCCUCAAGUGCUUCCUUGAGGCGGAGGACGAUUUCUGCAAGCUUGAUUACAAACAGGAUGAUCUUUCCGAUUUGACCAUCAAGUUGGAUCGCUCCAAGAUCCUAACAGCUGGUCGAGAUGCUGUUGCCAAGUAUCUCCAGAAGCUGCACAUUUACAAAUCUACCGCUGAUGUUAAGACUGGUACUGACUUUUACAUGCACAUGACAACGGUUGACACCGAAUUCUGGGGCAAGAAAGUCCGUGACAUUGUUCUCAAGAACAAGCAGCCUCGUAAGGUCUUCGUCCAGGCCAAUACCUCUCUGGAUGAGGCAUCUGGAAAGGUUUCGAUCAAGCACUACGAAGCCUCGUUGACUGGCAUGAUUGAGAGCUGGGUAGAGCGCAACUUGUAA